AUGCGUAACCUGAACGAAUCGGUUCGGAUGCUUACGCUUCAAGUGACGGAGCUGCGGAAAGAGAACGCCGCGCUCCAGAGAGAGAACCGAGAGCUAAAAGCUGCAAAGGCCACCUCGCAGGCGCCGAAACCUGUGGUAGCCAAGAAGCAGCCACCAGCGGACCCGCAACCACAGUCGUCCGCUGAGGCGGAGGUACGGACUGAGGUAGUCCGUGCGGAGCGUACCCGGAGAGAUCAUCUGAUCCUCCGGCUGAAGCAGAGCGCAGAUGGCCCUCGAAUGCGCGAUCAGGUGUCAAAGGCCAUUGGGUCACGCGGAGUGACCAGCCUUAUCGCCGAGAUGGCGUAUAUCUCGGCAAACAACGUGGAUCCCCUGGCGACGCCGGAGGAGGUGGCCGCUGAGAUUAAAGCUCAGUAUGGUGUGGCCAUUCCUGCCGAAAACAUAUCGUUGCACGCGUUCCCGAACGGACUGCAGAGGUUUAGAGUACGCGUUCUGCGCAGCGAGGCAAUGUUGUUGGACACCAAGAAGCUGAGGGUCGGCUUCUGCGUCUCUACCAUCAAGCGACGCGCCGUCUCCCAGGACCUUGCAAUCCAGCAUGCGCGUGAGGAUCGGGCGGAUGUUGUCCUUCUGUCCGAUCUGCACCGCGUACCCACGAACAACGGGAACUGGGUCGCAGAUGAGUCCGGGAGUGUCGCAAUCAUCGCGACAGGUAGGUCGCCAGUUCAGAGAGUGCUAGCGACUGGAGUGCCGUGGGUGGCAGCAGCCGUCAUUGACGGCGUGCUCUUCAUCUGCUGCUACGUUCGGCCUCUAGUCAACGUUGAGCGCUUUGUGCAGGUGCUGGAAGCCGUAGAAAUGGUGGCAAUGGGUCACCAGCGGAUCGUCCUCGCUGGAGACUUCAACGCCAGCCAUGAAGAGUGGGGUAGCCCUCGCUCGUCCCUUAAGGGCGAGGAGCUGCUGCUGACCUGCGAACGGCUAGGCUUGAAGGUGCUCAAUCGCGGCAACACACCCACCUUCGUAGGGAACGGGGUUGCCAGCGAGAGCAUUGUCGAUGUAUCCUUCGCCAGCCAUGACGUCAAAGGUCUGAUGAAGCUUCUACGCGAAGCUUGCAACGCCACUAUGCCGAGACAGCAGUCGGGCCUGGGUACGAGUGGUACGAGACCAGUAAGGGCAUCGUUACCUGCGACGUUUCCGCAGGGGUCGAUCCUUGGACCUACUCUUUGGAACGUGCUGUAUGACAGCGUCUUGGCUUUGGAGCUGCCACCGGGCGUUGAAAUCAUCGCAUACGCGGAUGACAUCGUCCUGACGGUUCCUGUCUACACUCCCAGGGAGGCCGCUGCAGAGGCCGAGAAGGCUGUCCGGAUCGUGGACCAGUGGAUGGAGCGGCAGCACCUCAAGCUCUCCGCUGGUAAAACGGAGAUGGUGAUGAUCAGCAGCCUCCGUCAGGGCCACCCGUGGAUACCGGUCGACAUUCGUCGACCGAGGACCAUCCGCUACCUCGGUGUCACGCUGGAGGACCACCUGAGCUGGAAACAUCACGUCGAGGCCGUGUCGCAAAAGGCUCUCCGUGUUGCGAAGGCAGUUACUGCGCUGAUGCAGAACCACCAAUUAGCUUCAUUCAUGUCUAGUCUCUUUAGCGAGGAGAAUCGAGAGAAAAGCUGCUUGGGUCUGGAGAAAAUCAAGGAGGAUGCCCGGUUGUACGAGGCUCGACUGGACCCAGCUCGAACCCGUACCACCGACGAGAUCCGGGCGACGGAACGGGCCAUCACCAUGGAGCAGUGGCAGCAAGGCUUGGAUGCGGACGCGACUGAAGACGGUGCCAGCAGGUACACGCGGUGGGCACAUCGCGUCCUACCCAACAUUGCGGCCUGGCAUUCGCGGAAACAUGGAGAGGUGAGCUUCCACCUGGCCCAGGUCCUCUCUGGUCACGGAUUUUUCCGGGACUACCUGUGCGCCAUGGGGUUCACCUCGUCCCCGGAUUGCCAGUGGUGCCCUGGAGCCGUCGAGGACGCCGAGCACGCGAUGUUCGAGUGUCCCAGGUUUGCAGACGUCAGGCAGCGGCUGCUUGCAGAGAACACAAUCAACCUCGUCACGGUCGAGAGCUUCGAGGAGUUCCUGCUGCGAGACCAGGGCUGUUGGAGCAGGGGCUGCGAGGCUGCCAGGCAGAUCACCGCCGAACUUCAACAGUGCUGGAACGAGGAGAGGUCCAACCGGGCGGCGGAGUCGCAGCUCGAAGACGAGAUCCGCGAGAACGAGCGUCAAACCGGGCUCGCUGAGGGACGUCGGGAGCGGCGGAACGCUGAACCAGAACCUCCCCCAUCACCGGGAACAGCAGAGCGUCGCCGGCUCAUCCGGGAGCGGGUCCAGCUGCAUCGUGAAAGACGACGGCAGGAGCUGGAACCCUAUUUCCGGGCGGAGCCUGGCCAGCAUCGGGACGUGAACGACGUGCGUCAUCUACGGCGAAGCGCGAGGUCUGCGGCCUCGGUUGCAGCGGCAGCCGAAGCAGACCUGCCGGGCCGUUGA
Anopheles nili is the source of this 2517-nucleotide messenger RNA. RefSeq lists its product as uncharacterized. Lineage: Eukaryota; Metazoa; Arthropoda; Insecta; Diptera; Culicidae. Gene Ontology annotation, molecular function: catalytic activity. The record is from RefSeq and is a predicted model, not a curated record.